GUACCAGCAGAAGAACUACAACAUCAGUUGGAUUGCCAUCGCCCGCGACGACAUUCGCGAUAUGAUGGGGAUCUCCGUCAAUCGCAUCAACAACUACAUGAUCGUCGCCACACUUAUUCUGAGUGUGGCUGCAGGCUCGAUCGUCAGCGUUUCUUUCAGCCCGGACUGUCCGGCCUUCGUGUGCUUUGCUUUCUACCUCAGCACCAGCAUCUCAGUGAUUUACUUGAUGUUGUCCAUCAUGUUCGGUGUGAAGGGCCAGAACUCGGCCUUCACAAACACGAUGAAGCUGCUGACCUACCAGGUUCGCCCAGAAAACCCGGCAGAGUACACUCACGACUACAUGAAGCAGGCCCAGUGGGUCGAGCGAAAUGGUCUGGCGGCUCUUUUCCGCAUCCCGGGGAUCAUGCCCUUCUACAACACCGAUGCCCAGAAGGACAAGCUCAAGAGCAUCACAGAGCACAUGGACGACUUCGCCGAGCGAGAAGGUGGAAAGGGCCUGAAAGCACGUGGCAAGAAAAAGAAGAAGCAGGAACACCUUGGGAGUCCCGCGCAUGACCCGGACGACUAUGAUGACGAUGGCGAGAGGGGGGAUUUUGGUAGCAGUCUUGCUGAUGUUCAGCUCCGAGCGCAGAAUCUGUUGCCAGAUGAUCUCGUGAACCUGGAGGAGGCGACACCUCUGGAGCUGGAAGCUUGGGGACACUUGCGCUCAUUCUACCAGUCUGUCUACCAUCUUUCUCUCUCCCUGCUUCCCUCUUGUACAUCUCUGACUCGUUCUGGUACGGUCUCCCGUUGCUCCCUUCGCGCUUCGCCGGUCACUGAGUGA
This is a messenger RNA of Symbiodinium necroappetens, 823 nucleotides long. The record is from the annotation of a GenBank genome assembly. NCBI's taxonomy places the organism in Eukaryota, Dinophyceae, Suessiales, Symbiodiniaceae.